Messenger RNA from Closterium sp. NIES-67, 255 nucleotides. The record is from the annotation of a GenBank genome assembly. Lineage: Eukaryota; Viridiplantae; Streptophyta; Zygnematophyceae; Desmidiales; Closteriaceae.
CCACCUCCUUGCUGGUCAUCCUCUCCUCUCUAACAGCAGCAAAUGCUCCACUUCCAGUAGUUCCUGCAGCAGCAGCAGUAGCAGCAGCAGCAGCAGCAGCAGCAGCAGCAGCAGCAGCAGCAGCGGCGGCGGCAGCAGUUCCAUCAACAACAGCAGCAAUUCCAGCAGAUGCAGCAGAAGCUACAGGCACGUCCGUUAUUGGGCAUUGGCAGCCAGUGCAGCCAUGCCACUGAAACUGCCCUAAAGGAUGCCAGG